AUGGCAGCUCCCGCAUCUACGUACAAGGAUAGAGAGUUCCUUGCCGUGAUUGGAGAUGAGGACUCCGUAACUGGCUUGCUACUGGCAGGUAUUGGGCAUGUUACCCAACCGCCAGACUCGCAGAAGAACUUUCUGGUCGUUGAUAGCAAGACGGACAAUGCAACUAUCGAGGAGGCUUUCGAUAGAUUCACAACCCAGCGGAAGGAUAUUGGCAUCCUGCUGAUCAACCAGCAUAUUGCUGAGCGUAUACGCCACCGUGUCGAUACAUAUACCGCUGCCUUCCCCGCUUUACUCGAAAUACCGAGCAAGGACCAUCCAUACGACCCGGAGAAGGAUAGUGUACUGAGGAGAGUACGGCGGUUAUUUGGCGAAUAG
Molecule: messenger RNA, 375 nt
Organism: Venustampulla echinocandica
Lineage: Eukaryota; Fungi; Ascomycota; Leotiomycetes; Helotiales; Pleuroascaceae
Product: V-type proton ATPase subunit F
Exons: 4
Coding region: 1-375 (124 amino acids)
Biological process (GO): proton transmembrane transport
Cellular component (GO): fungal-type vacuole membrane; proton-transporting V-type ATPase, V1 domain
Molecular function (GO): proton-transporting ATPase activity, rotational mechanism
Source: RefSeq, a predicted model, not a curated record